This is a messenger RNA of Nezara viridula (southern green stink bug), 2083 nucleotides long. The record is from the annotation of a GenBank genome assembly. NCBI's taxonomy places the organism in Eukaryota, Metazoa, Arthropoda, Insecta, Hemiptera, Pentatomidae.
UGACUCGGAAGGUCUUCUAGCAAAUAUUCAACCCAGGAUAGCUUAAGUCUUCGUAAGACGAUCUAACGUAAAAUAAAAAACUUAACAAAAUAAAUGCACAUAUGUUCUGGAAAUGGUUGGUGCUUUCCUUCAUCUGUCUGUCUACGGGAUGCCGUGCCCACAAGAUUUUGGCGUUUUUGCCAUUCCCUUCCAACAGCCGUCACACCAUUUUCGCUAGCCUCAUGAAAGUUCUAGCAGAUCGCGGCCAUGAAAUCACCUACUACACACCAAUUGAACCGACUUUAUCUCACCAGAACAUCACAGUCAAAUUGACUCCAAACUAUAAGGCUGAAUUUCUAAAGGAAAUGGAUAUAUUCGAGUUACGUCGGAAAUCUAUUCCCGAGGUUUCACACAUUUUUGCCCGCACUGCCGAAAGAUUCUCUGAACAUUAUUAUGGUAACCAGGUAGCUCAGGAAAUCAUCCAUUCCACGGACAAAUACGACGCUGUGUUAAUAGAAUCCUUUUUCAAUCAAGAGCCAGUCUCGUCAUUUAUUCACAAAUUCGGGUGCGUUGGAAUCGAAGUAUCUACACUAGGUGAUUCGGCGUGGAUUGACGAAUUCGCCGGUAUUCCGUCAAAUCCAGCUUUUCAAGUAGACUUUAAAUCAGCAGAAUUAAGUCAGGACAUGACAGUAUGGCAAAGGAUCUACAACGUAUAUGUCAUCGCUUCAACGCUCGCUGUCAGCUACUACCAUCUGUACGCGAUGCAGGGCAUCAUGGACAAGUACUUCAACUAUACCGGCUGGGAGACUAGGCCCCCACUGGAUACCUUGAUGGCCAACAGGAGUCUCAUAUUAGUAAACUCUGAUCCAGUUCUCAGCUACCCAUAUCCGACUGCACCUCACGUCAAGAAUAUCGCUGGCUUGAAUUUGAUGCCGAAUAAACCUUUACCAAAUGAUAUUCAGAGGUUCAUGGACGAGGCAGAGCACGGAGUUAUAUACUUUUCCUUCGGAUCUAAUCUAAAAGCAUCGGAUGUGAUAGUGGGUGAAAAAGGCAAAGCGCUCAUGAAAGCUUUCGAAAACAUGCCACAGCGAAUCCUUAUGAAGUGGGAAACAGACAAGCCGGAUCUGAAAAUCCCCAGCAAUGUAAGGAUCGGAAAGUGGUUUCCACAGAGGGACAUCUUAGCACACAAGAAUUGUAUACUGUUCAUUACACAUGGCGGCUUUCUGAGCUUGACGGAGACCGUUUACUAUGGGGUACCUAUCGUCGGUGUUCCUUUUUUCUGCGAUCAGUUUAAAAAUGUGUUUCAUGCCCAAAGUAUGGGUUACGGGUUGAUCAUCAAGUACGAAAACAUCACCGAGGAAUCUGUGUCAUGGGCCCUCAACGAGAUCACUAAGAACCCUAGUUAUAGAAAUGUCGUAAAGUACAAAUCUCAAAUCCUGCGCAACAGAAGGCACACGGCACAAGAAGAAGCAAUCUAUUGGGUCGAACACGCGAUCAAAUACCCUAAUUCACUGACUCCAAAAUCUGCCUUCAUGUCCUUCUGGGAGAAGAGGAUAUUCGACGUCGGAACUUUCUUCAUUUUAACGAUAGUUUUAAUGUAUAUGUUGUUGAAAUGUAUUAAUGCUAUGUUUAGGAAGUCGAAAAAUAUUAGCAAUAAAAAAGAAAAACUAUCAUGACGAACAGUUUUUAGAAACCAGUAAAAAUUUUUAGCAUGUAACUUGCAAUUAUUUGUUUAAAUGAAAAAGUAUUGAAUGAGACAACUCAGUCAAAUAUGUAUAUUAUUCCUGUUAAUUUUCUGGUUUUAAUACUAAAAUCAUGAGCUGCUAUGUUACUUAAUUUAUUAUAUUUUAAAAAUAUGUUUAAAAAUGAAAAAAAAAAUGAGUAGUAAAAUACGCAUUAAGCAUGUAUAAAUGGACCCAAUGACAAAUACUUAUGUUAGUUAUAUAAUUUAUAAGUAUUUUAAUACCAAAGAAUUGAAAUUACAAAAGAUAUAGGUUACAAAUAAGAACAAGUAUUUUGUUUUAUUCUCUCUUUUAUUUUUUAAAACGUUUUAUAAGUGAAAAUAAAUUAAUGAUUUAGAUGAUUAUUUAUAUGUACUAAACAA